AUGGAUAGGAAGGCGAUGUCAAAGAUGCUGAAGAAGGAUCUUAUCAGGGAGCUCCAGAAGGAAAAAACACGGACUAGACUAAUGGAAAAUCUUAUCCACGCCAGAGUCCAUCGAGACGACCUGCGUAAGCAAGUGCAUGAGGAGAUGAGCAAAACCGAGGAGCUGCGUCAAAAGUUGGCUAUACAGGAUACGACCAUAAGGACCAGCGUCGACACAGAAAAACGCAAGCUAACGGAAAUACUGGAUAAGAUAUCAGAAUUAAACAAGUGCUCUAUUUGCCGUUGCAACUAUGGGAAUGAAGGCGUUCAUCGCAGAGCUUCUUUGAAAUGCGGUCACCUUUUCGGAGAGACGUGCAUCUACAAUCACUUGAGGACCAGCCAAAACUGCCCCAUUUGCAGUCUUCCAGCUACAUACAUACAUAUCCGUGUUAUUAUAGCUGACAAAUACCUGUGCACAGCCGAUUAUCUUUCUUCAUAA
Drosophila elegans is the source of this 477-nucleotide messenger RNA. RefSeq names its product E3 ubiquitin-protein ligase RFWD3. Gene Ontology annotation, cellular component: nucleus. NCBI's taxonomy places the organism in Eukaryota, Metazoa, Arthropoda, Insecta, Diptera, Drosophilidae. The transcript has a single exon. Bases 1 to 477 code for a protein of 158 amino acids. Gene Ontology annotation, biological process: interstrand cross-link repair; protein ubiquitination. Gene Ontology annotation, molecular function: ubiquitin protein ligase activity. The record is from RefSeq and is a predicted model, not a curated record.